Molecule: messenger RNA, 9729 nt
Organism: Monopterus albus (swamp eel)
Lineage: Eukaryota; Metazoa; Chordata; Actinopteri; Synbranchiformes; Synbranchidae
Gene: ccdc88b
Product: coiled-coil domain containing 88B
Exons: 29
Coding region: 147-5093 (1648 amino acids)
Biological process (GO): cytoskeleton-dependent intracellular transport; cytoplasmic microtubule organization
Cellular component (GO): cytoplasm; centrosome
Molecular function (GO): dynein light intermediate chain binding; microtubule binding
Source: RefSeq, a predicted model, not a curated record
GGAGGGGAAGGGCCGCAGAAAUGUCAGACUACUGCACUUGACGCAAGAUGGAUUCUUUCUUUGAUUCAUUACCUAGGCUACAUAUCGUUGGAAAUACUUUUAAUUAGCUGUCUUCUGUAGUGUUUCACAGCGCUCGUAACACAAUAAUGGACUCGAACAUUAUGGAGAUAAUAGAGGAAUUCAUGGAAAGUGCUUUGGCGCAAUGGGUUCAGCUGUUUGAGAAGAUGGUAGAUGGGGACGAUGGCAUCCCACUCUACAGCCAGUAUAUGGAAGUGAACUCAACUCCUCAGAGUAUCCGGGCUCGCUACCUGAGGCUGACCAAUGGGAUUUUUCUCAAUGAGGUCAUGAGAUUAAUAGACCCAAACCCCAAGGUGGAGCGGCUGUACGACAGCGAGAGAGAUGACCACAUGCUGAGAGUCCAGAACUUUUCCAUUUUAAAUCGACACCUCAGAGCCUUUUACCAGGAAGACCUCCAGCAGCUGAUACUGAUGCCUCUCCCAAAUGUUGCCAUUCUGGGGCAGGACCCUCUUACAGAGGCUGCUGUGGAGGAGCUCAGGCGACUGCUGCUGCUAAUACUAGGAUGUGCUGUGCAGUGUGAGAGGAAGGAGACGUUCAUUCAGCAGAUCCAGUCUCUGGAUAUUGAGACCCAGGCAGCCAUUGCAAGCUGUAUUCAGCAGGUGACUCAGGAUCCUCGCAUGGUGCUGCCACUUCAGUGGGAGGAGCUGGUGGAGGUGGAAGGUGCAGACUUAAAGCUGGUGUUCAGCUCUAUGGCCAAACAGAUCCAAAGCCUGCUGGCACAGAGAGACACUCACCUGGAGAGGAUAGCAGAGCUGUGUCGCGAGCGGGACACCCAUGCUGACACAACCACAAUGCCUCUGGGUGGUCUCACUGAGGAGCCACCCCAAGGUCUGGCACUCCAGCUGGCAGACAGCAAGGCCAAACUCCGUCGCCUUAAACAACAACUGCAUGAUAAAGGUGAUCAAAUACUGGAUUACAAGCAGGAAAUACAAACCAUGGAGGGAGAGCUCAAUAAACUUCAGAAAGAGAACCGUACUCUGCAGGGUGAGGUGAGGGGCAUGCGUGCACUGCGGGAUGAGUUGGACUGUACCCGAGAGCGAGCUGCACGAGCUGAGCAGCUCCAGACUGAGCUUCAGAGUUGUAAACACAGAUUGCGCAGCCUGGAGCUCACACGCACUCAGCUGAAGGAGCAAGAGCAGCUGUGUGUAGCUCUGCAGGAGACCAAAACUCUCCUGGAAGAACAGCUGGCUGACGCUCGGGCGCGCUGCUCCUCGCUAAGGGAGCUGGAGAGGGACAACCUUCUACUGCGUCACAAAAUCAUGGAUGUGGAAGCAGAACGGGACACUGAGAGGCAGCGAGUUGAUGAGCUGUUGGAGAUGAACAUGAGCCUCGAGGCGGACCUAAGGCGCAGCAGCGGUGGCAGUGUUGCCGCUUCGGUUGCUGCUGCUCAUCAACGUUUCCUCCAAUCAGAACUGGACUCUGAGGAGGAGCUGAGCGACCUGAUUGAUCAGAAGCCACUAAGCGUGGAAGUGGGCGAGGCUUCGACGCUGAGGCUGCUUGGGGCAGAACAGGAGAACGCAGAGCUAAGGAGACGACUGGAGGAGCUGCAGGCCCAACAGGAGGUGGAUUUGCCAGAUGCAAAGGGUGAGCUGGCUUGCCUGGAGAUGGAGCAUCAGAACACAGUCAGAGAGUUCCAAAACCUGAAGAAUGAAAAUGCCACUUUGAAGCAACACCUGGAAGAGCUGGUUACCAAACUGCAACACGAAGAAAACAAGGGGAAAGAGGAAGGAGAGAGGAUGCCAGACAGUGAGGAGGACAAGGGGGAAAGAGGAGUCCAGGGCUCUGAAUUCUGCAGGGGAGAGGGGGAAGGAAGGGUGAGGAUGAUGGAGGAGAGGGAGAAAGGAGGAGAAAUUAUUGGGACACAGAGGGAAGCGGGAGUUGGUGAAGAGGUUCUCCACAUUCAAGGGGGAAAAGGAGUAACAUGUAAUAAGGAGAUCAAGCCCAAAUCGAGAGGAGAGGCAGAGGGAGGGCAGAAAGACAGAGAGAAACAGGAGAAAGAAAGUGAGAUAAAGAAAGAACAGACUGCAACAACAACAACAACAACAAGCUCUGAGAUCCAAACUCACCCAAAAAACAGCAAGGAUAGUACAGAGGCCACAUCUGCAGACCAUGCUGUAUGUUCCUCGUCUGGUGCUAACGUGGAGGUUCUGACAAACCAGCUCCAGGAGGCACAGGAGGAGGCUGACAGGCUGGCAACUGUGGCCCAGGACCUGCGCUCCAAGCUGGUGGAGCAGAGCAGGAAAAGCUGGGAGGCUGAGCAGAGGCUGGUGGUCAUUGAGGCCGAGCUCCAGCACCUGAAGAAAGCUGCUGAGAGUCUGGGAGAGGCCCGCAGGCAGAUAGAGGUUCUUCAGUCAGAGGGUCUAGCCCUGGAGGAGGAACUGUCCCGCCUCCGGAGCCAAGCGGGGCUUCACAGGAUGCAGACCACAGUGAUCGCCACCCUGGAAGGAGAGCGGGCUACACUGGAAAGAGACAGGGACACGCUGCGCAGCACUGUGGAUGCCCUGCGCACCGCCCAGCGCAAGGGUGACCAGUUAGAGCUCACCACUCAGACUCUCAAGUUGGAGCUGGAACGUCAGGGGCGGAGUUUGGAGACUUCUCGUCGUCGGGAAGUGGAGCUGGAGGCAGAGCUCCGCGAGGCGACUCUGGAGGUCGAAUCUCUGGCCCGGGCACGUGACCAGGCGCUGCUGGAGGCAUCGCGGCUGGAGCAGGAGAAGGAGGUGUGUCAGUCGGAGCUGAACGUCCAACGUAAGGAGGGGAGGCAGAGGGAAAGGGAGAUAGCAAGGCUGAGGCAGCAACUGGAGAGCACGACCCUGGCCCUGGAGCACAGCAACCAAAGAGCUCGGGCUCUGGACGCAGAACACAGACAUGUGUGUCAGCAGCUGUCAGAGUCCAAGGAGCUCUGCACUCAGCUGCAGGACCUGGAGAGAGAGCUCAGCACUCGAGUAACCAGUAUGGAGGAGGGUAAACAGCAGCUGCAGGAGCAGUACACAGAUGCUCAGGCCAAGAUUAGCUCACUGUCCCAGGACCUGUCUAAUGAGCAGGCACAUUCGCGGGAACUGUCCACUGAAGUUGAACAUCUGAGCAAGAAGCUACAAAAAGCUGAGGCAGAAAUAAAGACAGUCACCAAUUCCCUCAAGCAAUCACAGGAGAGAAUAGAGUCACUCUCUCAGUGCCUUAAGAAAAGUCAAUCUCCUCUCCAGUUGGAAAAGAGAAGAGGAAGCGCAGAGGUGGACACUACAUCUAAUUCAAAUUUAGACUCGAACAAAACACACGUUUGUCAGGCACACACCCAGGAGACGUCACCCCUGGAUCAAUCCCCUGAAGCUGGCAAAGGUUAUGACCUUUCCGUGACCCAUGAUUAUGCCACAGGAGAGACAGAGAGGCAUCUGAGUGAGAGGCUGAUAGAACUGGAAAAAGAGAAAGCAGUGGCGGGUUUUGGGGGGGGGGCUUUGCAGUCACGGUUGUCCCAGUCCCAGGAGGCAUGCGAGCACCUUAAGGAGCAGCUGGAGGCUCUGCGCCGGCACUGCCUCAGCCUGCAGGACUCCUGCACCAGUCUACAGACACUCAACACCCAGUUACAGGUGGAGCAAGCUUCCCUGAGUUCCCAGCAUGCAGCAGUGCUGACGCGCUGCAGCGAGAGCGAGGCACGGUGUGCAGGUCUGGAAGCUGAGUCCAAGGUGUGGGCGCGGGAGCGAGAGGAGUCGGUGGCCAGGAUGGAGGCUCUGAGGCGGGACCAUGAGCGGAUGAUGGUGCUGCAGCAGCGUCAGGAGGUGGAGCUGGAGGAGCUGCUGGACAAACACUCUCAACUAAGGAACAACAACCGCAGUCUGGAGGCCCAGCACAGGGAGCUGGAGGCCAGGUACAAGGAGCUCCUGGAUGGUAAAACCCAGCUGGAGGAGAGAGAGCUUGAGAUAAAGAUGGAGAGAGCGCAGAUGAACGCAGAAGUGCAGAGGAGACUGGAGAGAGAACGAGAGCUGGAAAGACUGAAAGACGACAAUGAGAGGCUGCAGGCCCAACAGAAGGAGUGGCUGGCACUGCAGGCGGAGCUGCUGGCUCAAGGCUCAGUGCUGAAGGGGGAGCUGAACGCCUCCCAGCUGGAGCGGACUCGACUGGAGGGGGAUCUCAGCACCCUGAGGGAAACCAACCAGAACCUGGACCUCAGCAAUGCCCGCCUCACCAGCCAGUACCAGCUGCUGACCCAGCUGAAGGGGAACAUGGAGGAGGAAAACCGUCAUUUAGCGGAGCAGAACCAGAGUUUGCUGAAGGAGAACCGGGCCCUACUGGAGCAGAGCCUGGAGCGCCGUGACCAGCACUAUUCACAGCAGCGGGAGUACCAGGAGAAGUUGAGUGAGCUCCGCCGAGAGAAGCAGAAGUUGGUGGAGAAGAUUAUGGAUCAGUACAGAGUCCUCGAGCCCAGCAUGCAGCCUCCACCCAUCAAGGCCAAGAAAUCUAACUGGAUUGCAGACAGGAUGAAGAAGCUAAUAAAACCCCGGGGAGGAGGAAGAGAGGGACGUGCCCUCUUCACCGCCGCGGGCAGCGUGUUUCACAAAGAUAUGCUCACCCCAUCAAGCGAGGCUACGGCGUUAAGCUGUUCUUCUUCACCAGAACAAAACCCACGCAGUGCUCCAGUAUCUCCCUCUCCCAUGAGAAAAUCUCAGUCCCACACGGAGCCGGACAUCUCCGUCCCCGGGACUCCAACCAUGCGCUCUGGCUCCAGGGGCCGUCGUAAGUUAGGAUCCCGUCAUGGCUGGGGGCUGGGUUUGGCCAGAGGAGGCUCUGGAGUUUCCCAAUCCUUCAGUCCUGGUGACAACAAGACACCUCCCCGCGUACGGUUGCACUCCAGUCAGAACACCUCCAAUGUCCUCUGGGAAGGAGAGAGAGGCGAACCAAACUCACCCCGGGCAGCAGAGUCACCGCUGAUCAGUCCGGAGCCUGCUGAGGAGGAAGAAGGGAAAGGGUGUGAUCUCCAACUUCCAGAAAAUCAAAACUCCAGUGACGACACCGCAGCGGCUUGAGAAAGAACUACAGUACACUCAAAUCUCAAUUAAAAGAAAAAUCUAAUGUUUUAUAUUAUGUGCUUCUUGAAAACUGGUUUUGUAUCGCCUUUUUUAUAAAUAUCAAAUUAUUUUAGUUUUUUUGAAUUCAUGAAUAAACAUUGUCAUUGAUUUCCAGUGUUAAGUUGUGAAGAAAUUAACCACCUGAUACUGACACAGACACUCAACAAUGUCACAGAAUAUUUAAUGGAAUUAAAUAAUGAAAAUGGAGUGUGAAAAGAAGUCCUUAAGCUUUAUACUGAGCCUUUUCCUUUAACCUCCAAUAAGAUGGUUUAAAAAAAAAAGCAAAAUAUGUCCUUUAGUUGAUAUUUUUUCUUAAAUUCAUCUUUCACCAGUUACUGUAAAUUAUUUUUCAGUUUCAUAUUCAUUGAUGUACCCAUUGCCUAUUUUCGCCACAGAACGAUUUUACUAAUACAUACGACAUAGAUGUGUCCACAUACAGUAUGACCGGAGCAGGGUCGGUGUGUGAGCAUCAGUCUUUUUAACAAGUGAUAAAGCUGUUCAGUGGUCAUGGUAACAUCGCUAACCCUGGGCUGGACUGUUAGCUGAAUGGUAUCAAAUGCUGCGCCUCGCUGGACACGGGGUCCACCAUUUCUCUGGUGCGCCUGGGGACAUUGCUGGGGACGGAAGGGCCAAGACCCCAGAAGUGGAGGGCCACCAAACGCUGCAUUACCACAGUCACUGGCAAAAGUGCAAAGAUGUGGGGAGAGAGGACGCUUAGAGUGACUGUUACAGGUCACACCAUUGAGCACCAGUAUUUAAAAUCCAUGCAUCAUUGGCCUUGACCUGCUGGCAGAGCGGGGGUCGUGGGUGGAUGUGCCUGGGGCUACGCUCUGCCGACAUAUACAUGUUAGCCAACUUCUUGCACAUCUAGAAAUAAGAAAACCACAUCUACAUCAAAUUUGAAUCCUUUAGAUACUUUGACUGAUCUCCAUCUCUGACAUUCCAAACCAGUGUUAACCCUGGUUUUGCCUCGUUCUACCCUGUACUUCCCUUAGCCAUCACCAAGCAUAGCCUCCGGGGUUGAUGUGGACUGUCCUGCUUUGUUUUUCCACUGUAUCUUCCUUCCGUAGGUCUCUGUUUGGAGGAUGGAGGGGCUGCUCCUCUCUCACACACGCAGUCAGCUGUGUGUUUACACACAUUGCUUGUAAUGCUAAUGCUUGAGGUGUGAAGACAUGGACAUUUAACCAAUCACCACAUCUGCUCUGCGCACAUGCACCCCAUGCUCCCAUGUGGUCCUGGCACUGGAUUUUAGUACUACAUCCUGAGAAGUGCUGAAAUUUAGCCUCCAGAAUACAGCUACAGUGUAGUGGAAACAAACACAGAACCCAUGCUGAGUGUUACUUUGUGUGACAUGUUUCGGUAGGUUCAAAUAAUGGAAAACCCCCUUUUCUGUGCUACAGAACAUGGCCUCUUGGGUCUGACAGGUCUGCUCCCAUUCUGGGUUGUAUCUGCACAGAUAGCCUCCACUGUCUGUCUUUGAAAUGAGCCUUACUGCUUUGGAAAAGCAUUUUAUAACCUCGGAUCACCAGGGGCAUGUAAGAAGUGCAAUAACAACAGUGGCCAAAGAGUGAGAGAAAUAAGCACAAGGCUUGAAGAUAGCAAAGUGGGGUCGGGCCUUAGUACAGCAGGCAGAAAACACUUCUAGACAAUUUUUUACUUGAUUUAUCCGAAUUUGUGCUAAAUCGUAGUUAAUGCAGCUUUAAGCAAAAAAAAAAAGGAAAAAUUCAUGAAGUCAUCUGCAGUGGAGGCAGAACUGAGGGUCAGAUUUAUUCUGGAAGCAACAUUAAUAUGCAAAACUACUGACAAACUUCCUUGUAACCCCUGGAUCUGAUUUGUGGACAGUGGAAUAAACAUGCAGAAACCCUGACAUCUGGUUCACAUAUGGUUGAAAAUCCUGUUUCAUUUUAGGUUUCCCCUGCAAAGCCAAUCAUUGAUCUAGUGGCAAAUUAUCUGCACUAGUGCUUUAGUGAGAAUCUGCCUUAACUCCAUUCACUGUUGCACCAAACGGUGUCCGUGGAGUGCCAGCCAGGCCUCUGCCAACAGACAGACAGACGAAUAGAUGAGGAGGGUAAAUUAGCAUGCAGCUCUCCAAAUGAGCAGACCCAAGAGUUUACCAUGAAGCUAAAAGGGCCCUCUAAUAAGACAGGCAGCAUCCAAAGAGCUUCUGCCUCCCAGAUUAGGAUGAGGAUACAUCAGCAUUUCCAGCAGCAGUUGUUUUUGUGUAUGUGUGAGACAACACUAAGGAUAAUAGCAGGCUGUAGCUCUUUCUCUCCAGCCAGUCCUCUUCAAACACAUCCUGAAUUAUGAUUUGCAAAUGAUAAACGGAUUGCUAAUACAACUCAUGAAUUAUGUAGUUGUCAUGGUGACAUUAAUCAGAAAGCAGGCCCCUUCUCUCAGCUCUGAACAUUGUGUUUGUGGAAUUGAGAUGCAUGAAGGGGGCUGCACACCGAGCUGUCUAAGUGAGUGCAGGGCAAAGCGAUAGUAAGAUAUUGGUUCUGCCAGUCACUCAGAGGCUUAUUAUGAGUGCAAUGCAACAAUCGUGCCCUGAAGCACACAGACAGGCAGCACUCACAGACAAAAAGUGAAGGGUAAGGCUUUAAACUCUCAGCUGAAGAGCCUUGUGGUUAGCUAUGCAUGCAGCAAGAGCUUUCACAGGUCAUUUUCCUCCAUUUAUAACCCUCAGCGCAUUAACAAGCAAUUCUUAAAAAGGGGCACUUGAAAAGGAGGAUGAAUAAAAAUCAGGAAUGUACUUUGUUUGCUAUAAGACCCUUUAUUCAGUAUGAUCUGAAGGUAGGCUUUGUUCAUACAAGCAUAGCAAGCAGCAGCAACAACAAAUCAGUCAAAAAAAGCCUUGGAGAAAAAAAAUAGUGAGAGAAAAGUCUUUUCACAAAAUGAGUGAUUAAGUGCCAUCUCCAUUCCCGAUUCCUAAAGCGAUGAAUGAUGGAUGGCUGCCUCGGUUGACAUCACAGUCGGAUCUCAAGAGUCUGCUCAGCUGCUUAAUUAUUGAGCACCUGAGGGGUGUGACACUACAGCAAAAUCACUUCUCCAGUGCUCCUUCUCGGUGUCUUUAGCCUUCUUCCCUCCCCUUGUAAAGAUCUCUUCUCUCUGGUCUUCUCUUUUUCCUGUUUCUCACUGAAGGCUUCUCUUGCACCUCUGUGGCCCAUGUAUCUUUCCUCAUCAUCCCCCUUUACCCAUUUAACCUCCAGUCCUUUAUGGAGCUAUCAAACUUUAAUGACCGUCUUACUAAAUACCCUCCAGCAACCAAAAACCUCACUUAAACCACUUAGUCCACUAACUGAACAAGUUGGAUAUUUUAAACACUUAAGAGGUGCAUUAGAUUUUAGUUUAGUCCUGCUGCUUGCUUCUGAGAUGAAUCUGUACAACCACAGAAUCCAAAUCAAGCUGUUUUUUUAAGGGGGGGUUCUUUUCUUUCUGCAGUCUGGCUGUUUUGGUUAAUAUUAUUAUUUAUUAACCACAUUUUGGGUUAAUAAAUUCAUGGAUUGUUGUCAGGAGUUCUUCUCAGCACAGGCCCCUUGGCUGGGCAGGCAUUGAGUCAAGGCAGCGGUGAGGUGAUCUUUGAUUGAGAAGUGGUGCUGUAAUUCAAUUAAUUAUAUUUAGCUCCAGGCACAGGGAGGGAAUUGCUGAGAUGGAACACAAUAUAACUAGUUGGAGUACACGCACACACCAGCUGACCCUGCAACCUCACCUCCUCACAAAACUGUCAAAAUUGCUGUGCUUUUACCAGGCUUUUACUCAAUGAGGUUAGCCCAAAGGUGAGUCUGGUCACCUAUAACUUCCCUCCGUCUGCCUCCACCCAUCUCUCUAGCCCUUCAUCUUUACCCUUUUCUCUACCAUUUCACCCUCUUCCUCUCUCUCUCCUUCAUCCGAGUUCAUUUCGAGUUUGUCCCUGCUGCUUUCCUCCCCCUCCUCCCCCAUGCACUUGCUUUCUCUCCCCUAGUGUAUUAAGGGGCUUUGACGCUCUCAGUAAAAGCUGAUUUAUUCUCUGGGUGGUAUUGAUCGGUUUCUGCAUUAAAGAUUAUAAUUCAUUACCCCAGCCCCUUUUAAUACAUUAAACACUCAAAAUAAAAAUAAAAUAACCCUCCUCCACCCAGACUCCCCGUGUCCCGAGGGUGCGGGGAAAACACUCCUGUCGAGACGUCCGGCCUGUCAUUCUGGGGCCCAGACCUGUGUGUCUGUCUGUGCGUCUUACUCACACUGUGGGGGCCGCAACCUUUUUACACAAUCACACUGAGGGGACUCAGGACCAGGUGCUAGUCCCCACAAAAUAAAUCUAAAUUUUGGUGUGACAGCGCAGUUAGGCAAGGCCAGGGUUUGGGAAGUAGUGCUUAAGGUUAAGGUAAGUCGCAAGGAAAUGAAUGCAAGUCACUGCAGUGCUGGAAAGUAACUAAAUACAUUUACUCAAGUACAAUUGUGAGCUAUCUGUACCUCACUAUUUUCUAUUUUCUGCUACUACGUACUUUGACUUCACUACAUUUCAGAUUCAAAUAUUGUACUUUUUACUGCACAACAUUUAUUUGAUAACUUCAGUUACUUUUCAGAGUCAGGUUAAUAAUAUACACUAUAAUCAUAACAC